Molecule: messenger RNA, 1401 nt
Organism: Mytilus californianus (California mussel)
Lineage: Eukaryota; Metazoa; Mollusca; Bivalvia; Mytilida; Mytilidae
Product: testis-expressed protein 47-like
Exons: 8
Coding region: 17-751 (244 amino acids)
Molecular function (GO): FAD binding; blue light photoreceptor activity
Source: RefSeq, a predicted model, not a curated record
AGAGAAAAUAUACAAGAUGGCGUCGGAUCGUGCAGACUCAGUUUUAGAAUCUCACAGAACGUCUCUUUUAGAGUUAAUUGAAGACAGAAAUAAAGCUCUAAAUAAGAAAAAUCUUCUGCAUCGUAUGGUUUAUAUUGCAAGUCUGAGAAAUGAGGAAGCAGAUUCAGAUCAAAUAGCUAAUUAUCAUGAAAAUUUGAAGAAGAACUUAGAGAGUGCACAACAGUACUCAGAACAUGUUUCAAUAACAGGACUUCUCCUUGUAUAUACCAAACACAUUGUUCAUAUUGUUGAGACAACAACAGAGAUGUUAAGAGAAGUAAUCAAAGACAGUAAAAAGAAUAUGGAAUCCAGUAAUGGUAUUUUUUCACAAGUGAAAAUUCUUGUCGUAUCACAUGACAUUCCAGAGCGACUCUACCAGAAUUGGAUGUUUAAAACACUUGAAAUACAGUCUGCUAGACUUGACUCUUAUGACAGUUCAGAAUCUACAGAUAAGAUUGUGUUAGAUUGUCUCAUACAACUACUCAAACUAGGAAACCAUGUAGCUAAAAUCCCCAAAGGAAAUUUCAAGAAUUCAUUUGACCAGUUGCAUUCUAAAGUUCCAGAUUUACUUCCACAGCAAGCAAUGCUACACUUCUUACUGGAGGAAGAUGACUGUUCUAUGAUGACAGUAAAAGAAUAUUUGAACAUGUAUGAACAACCAUAUGAUGUUGUAUUAGAUAGUGUGAUUGAAGGACAUGAAGUGCCAUACUGAACCCACAAUAUUGUAUAUAACUAGUGUGGCCACUUCCAACAAGACUGUUCCCAUACAACUAACAUAAAAUUGAAAAUGUUCAUCAUGAAUCUGUGAUAAUGCUGCCGUCCAGUCAUAGAAAUCUUUGUAAACUUUAUUCAAAGUGACGAUAAAUAGAUGAUAAACUUCUAAAUUAAAAACUUGUUAUUCUAUAGAAUGCAGUUUUUGGAAUCAUUAAUGUGUUAAGUGUUUGGAACAAAAGAAACUUGUCAAAAUGACAUGAAGUAUUCAUCAGUUUCUCUGUUUUGACAGGAUUACUUUGAUAUGAAAAAAUACCACAAUUUAUGCACUCAUUUCAUACUACAGGCAAGACGUUUUACCUUUAUAAAGUGUAAUAUUUAUUGAGAAAGAAGUACCAAUUUGAAAGUAAUUUCUUCUUUGCUCUUCAUCCUAUAAUGUAUAAACUCAUUUGUAGGAUUAACUAAUAAGUUGGUAGGCUUUUUCAGCUCAAAAUUCCACAAUUCAGUUCUGACCUUCUAUAAGUUGGUAUUUUAAAGAAUGAUUCCUUCUCUGCACUUAAUUGUAUAAGUUAAGCAUAUUUAAUGUUGUUAAAGGGAUACCUUUGUAUUUGUAUACAUAUUUUUUUUAAAAUAAAACACUUUAUUUCAUGA